AGGUUUAUAAAACUCAGUGCCAGCGAUCGAACAACUAACGGUCAUAUUUUUCAAAAACAUUUAAAACCCUAAAAGCCAGCUCCCUUUAUCUUGACCAGUGGACCGUUUUGGCUGUGCUUUCAGCCUUCCAUCUUCCCUACUCCUCGCCGCCAUUAAAGCUCCUCUCUCUCUCUCUCUCUCUCUCUCUCACUCUCUGCAUCAAAAACCUGCCAUGAUUAUCUAAUCUCCAUCCACUGACUUUUGACUCCAAACCCACUUUACGUCACUCCAGCAUGGGCUGCUUUACGGCUUGCUUCCGCCAUUCAAAGCACAAGAGGAUCAUAAACUCUGAUGACAAUAAUAUUGCUCCCUCCAGAAAUCAGUGUCUUCAGAGUCUGCUGCAUAGCCAUGAUGAUGGUGAUGUGAGUGAAGCUAUCAUAAAAGAAGCUCAGACUGUGGAUUCUAUCAAGCCCAUUGCUAAUUCAAAGGAUGAGGAGGAAGAAGAGGUGAAUAGGAGCAGCAGGAAGAAGGUUACAUUUGAUCUGAGUGUUAAAACCUCUGAGGAGUGUUCAAACCAGGAAGAACAGAAGAAAGGAGAAAAUGAGGAGGCAGAGAAAAGUUUGACAUCAUAUCCUCUGAAUCACAGGUACCAUAACUGCAGCACAAAUGGUGAAGAUGAAUAUGAUGCAUGGGUUCAAGAAGAGUCUUCUGAGUCACUAUUUUCUCUGUCAAUAGAGUCCAGGAAGAGCAUUUCUCAGCCUGAAAUGCCUGACAAGGAAGAAGUCAGUAGCAGUCCUUUGAUUCCCUCUCAAAAGGAUGCAAAAACCAUUGUUGGGUUGAAUCAAUCUGAUCUUGUUGGGUUUAAUCAAUCUGAUCAAUCUGUCUUGAAUCCCAUUGAAAAUAUGAGUCAAUGGAAAGCAGCCAAGACGACCUGCACGGGUAACUCAGCUGGUUUCUGGGUAGAAGAUUGUGGGACCAAGAAACCAUUGCAGGGUGAAGAAAAGGAGAACCAGAAUCUUGAUUGGAAUAGCAAAGAGAGAGAGAUUGAAGAAAAGGAGAACCACCAGAAUGUUGAUUGGAAGAGCAAAGAGAGAGAGAUUGCAGUGGAUACUAGCCUGUCUAGCUGGUUAGUAGGGUGUGAGAAGAGGACACCAAACUCUAAGAACAGUUCAGAAUCUGUUGGCAACUCCCCUUCAGAUCAGAGAAGAAAGUCUGCAGAGGAAUCUGGGGAGGACAAGCCUGUUUUGGGAGCUUGGAGCCAUGAAGAACUCAAGGCUCUAUCCAAAUCUUCUUCAUCUCCUAGAUGCAGCAGCCCAGAUGAGAUGCCCAUUUUAGGAACUGUGGGGAGUUACUGGAAGCACACAGGGCAGGCUACAGACUCAGAUUCUGGGUCAUCUUGCAGGGGAGGAGUUUCAGGUGAAUCAAAGGGAAGAAGAAGAAGAACUAUAAACCAAAUCCCCACUCCAUUUCAGACCAGAUUAGAUAGUGCAGCCUUCAAUGCUUAAAUUUCAAAAAUGGACUGAACCCGAACCCCGAGAAUCCCCCUCGUGCUAUCCCGACAGACAAGAUAAUUGGAUUUGCCUCACCCCGAGGAGGUAAAUUGCAUAACUUUAAACCUUAUGGCGGUCAACAACACAGAGCUAUCGAAUUUCGUUUAAAUUUCGAGAGACAAUGACUAGUAGUAGUUACUAUACUAUUUAGCAAUAAUGUAGCAUAAAAUGCUUUAGUUCUUGAAUCUGUAUGCUUAUCAGUAUUCAAUAAAAAUUGAUGUCAUUAUUA
This is a messenger RNA of Ipomoea nil (Japanese morning glory), 1758 nucleotides long. RefSeq lists its product as uncharacterized. The transcript is spliced from 3 exons. Gene Ontology annotation, biological process: male meiosis II. The record is from RefSeq and is a predicted model, not a curated record. NCBI's taxonomy places the organism in Eukaryota, Viridiplantae, Streptophyta, Magnoliopsida, Solanales, Convolvulaceae. The coding region runs from base 273 to 1484 and encodes 403 amino acids.